AUGCAACGCUGCCGGGCUUUGGCGACCGGUGGCGUGGCGAGGCGUACGGGAGGACGUGGGGAGCGGCGAGGGGGAGCACUCAGGCAGCGCGCCAUCUCCGCCUGUCACCGCCAUCACUUCGCCUCUGCAUCUGCCGCACUCCCGGAGAGGGAAAUCGGCCUGGCACCAGCAGAGGCGACAACAAAAGAGGAGAAACAAAAGAGUCCCUACAGCCGCAAGGCCUGCGUUGGCUCCCUGGACUCGGUUGUAUACGACUACGUGGUGGAUGUGGGCGUCAAGGAGUCGCCCGUGCAACGCGCGUGUCGAGAGCACACGUCGGCAAUGAGGGAGGGCCACCUGCAGAUAUCGCCUGACCAAGGCGCAUUCCUUGGUUGGCUCGUUAGAGCGCUUGGAGUGCGCAAGGCCGUGGAGGUGGGCGUGUUCACCGGCUACUCGUCUCUGUGCAUUGUAGAAGCGAUGAAAAGCGAUGGUAGGUUGUAUGCGUGCGAACUGAGCGAGGACUACGCGCGAACAGCGAGUGCGUACUGGCGCGAGGCCGGUGUGGACGACAGAGUUGACCUACGAUUAGGGGCCGCCAUAGAGAGCAUGGAGCGUCUUCUGGCGGAACACGGGGCCUCGUUCGACUUUGCGUUCAUCGACGCGGACAAACGGAACUAUGGGAUCUAUUACGAACUGGCGCUGAAGCUGCUACGACCCGGUGGCACAAUCGCAAGGUCGCCGACCUGA
Acanthamoeba castellanii str. Neff is the source of this 726-nucleotide messenger RNA. RefSeq names its product O-methyltransferase. Gene Ontology annotation, molecular function: O-methyltransferase activity; S-adenosylmethionine-dependent methyltransferase activity. NCBI's taxonomy places the organism in Eukaryota, Discosea, Longamoebia, Acanthamoebidae. The transcript is spliced from 8 exons. The coding region runs from base 1 to 726 and encodes 241 amino acids. The record is from RefSeq and is a predicted model, not a curated record.